AACAUUUCAGACAUUUUUCAAGCUGAGAUCUUAUUUCUUUAAAUUACUUCUAAAUUCUAAAUUAUUGAGCUGCUGCAACAAGCAGCCACUCCAACGGCGCUUAGCAACAGUGAGUGUGUGACAAGAAAACUAUGAGGUCAUAGGGAUUUACUAGGAGCAACAUCAAAGGCAGAUCUCCUUGUGAUGUCAUAGUAGUAAAGGGUUUCAGACAUUGUAAACCAAGCCUCAAACCCUCAGCAGUUCACAGAUCCAACCUGAGACAAGCGGUCAGCAAGGCUCGUGACUUUAAACUGGUCUACAUUCAAGACACCAACUAACCCCAAGAUUACAUAUGGACAACAAGAGGAACUCAGAGUCCCUGAGCAGGGCUGAUACCAUGGAGAAGGAGACGGAGGCUGAGGUGAUGCUCAACAAGAUUAGAGAGCUCAAAGAUCUUGUUGAGAGUAAGGACAAGCAGCUGAGCGAUGAAAGGCUGAAGGCUGACAUCAAGCUGCAAAAGAAAAUGCUGUUGUCUCGCAACCUGCAGACAAGCCUGGACGAGGCCAAACAGGAGCGUGAUGAGAUGGCAGAGAGGUUGAGGAGAAAAGAAAUGGUAGACUUGAGGAGGGAGACCGACACAGAAGGGCAGCUGAAGAACCUAAAGAUCCAGCUGCAGGCUGAAAGGCUGAGGGCUGACACCCUCCAGAAGGAACAGGAGGAAUUUAGGCAAGAACGCCCCCCUGUAAGACAAGAGAAAGCCAGCAGAGACCUGAAGAAGGUUUGGAAUCUGGAGGUGAAGGGACUUUCUCUGGAGGCGAAGGCCCUGCAAAUGAAAGAUAUCAAGAUUAAAGAGCUUGAGGAGCUUAUUGCUAAGGAACAGCAUCCUCAAAAGAAUAAUGUGAUGACUCGCUACCUCCAGACAAGCCUGGACGAGGCCAAACAGGAGCGUGAUGAGAUGGCCAGGGUGAUGAGGAAGGAUCAGGAGCACUUUAGGAGGAAGACCAACACCGAAGGGCAGACAGAGAAUCUGGAUCUGGACGGCAAGCUGGCCUCAAACACAGCAAUACAGGAUAACAAGAUUAAAGAGCUGCAAGAUCUUGUUGAGUCCUUAAAGAAGCAGCUGCAGGCUGAAAGGCUGAGGGCUGACACCCUCCAGAGAGAACAGACCGAAUUAAGGCAAGAACGCCCCCCUGGAGGGCAAGAGACAGCCAGCAGAGACCUGAAGCAGGUUUGGAAUCUGGAGGUGAAGGGACUUUCUCUGGGGCAGGAGGCGAAGGCCCUGCAAAUGAAAAAUAUCAAGAUUGAAGAGCUGGAGGAGCUUAUUGCUAAAGAACAGCAUCUGCAAAAGAAUAAAGUGUUGACUCGCUACCUCAAGACAAGCCUGGAUGAGGCCAAACAGGAGCGUGAUGAGAUUGCCCAGAGGUUGAAUAGAAAGGAUCAGGAGCACUUGAGGAGGAAGACCAACAUUGAAGGGCAGACAGAGAACCUGGAUCUGGACGGCAAGCUGGCCUCAAGCAGAGCAUGCCAGUAUAACAAGAUUAAAGAGCUCCAACAUCUUGUUGAAAAUAAAGACAACCAGCUGCAGGCUGAAAGGCUGAGGGCUGACACCCUCCAGAAGGAACUGGAGGACUUUAGGCUGGAGGUUCAAGAGAAAGCCAGCAGAGACAUGAAGCAGGUUCAGAAUCUGGAGGAGGAGAAACGGUCCCUGGAUUCCAGUAUUGCAUCUCAAGACAUCAAGCUGCAAAAUAAGAUGCUGUUGUCUCGCAACCUGCAGACAAGCCUGGACGAGGCCAAACAGGAGCGUGAUGAGAUGGCAGAGAGGUUGAGGAGAAAAGAAAUGGUAGAAUUGAGGAGGGAGACCGACACAGAAGGGCAGCUGAAGAACCUAAAGAACCAGCUGCAGGCUGAAAGGCUGAGGGCUGACACCCUCCAGAAGGAACAGGACGAAUUUAGGCAAGAACGCCCCCCUGUAAGACAAGAGAAAGCCAGCAGAGACCUGAAGAAGGUUUGGAAUCUGGAGGUGAAGGGACUUUCUCUGGAGGCGAAGGCCCUGCAAAUGAAAGAUAUAAAGAUUAAAGAGCUUGAGGAGCUUAUUGCUAAGGAACAGCAUCCUCAAAAGAAUAAUGUGAUGACUCGCUACCUGCAGACAAGCCUGGACGAGGCCAAACAGGAGCGUGAUGAGAUGGCCAGGGUGAUGAGGAAGGAUCAGGAGCACUUUAGGAGGAAGACCAACACCGAAGGGCAGACAGAGAACCUGGAUCUGGACGGCAAGCUGGCCUCAAACACAGCAAUACAGGAUAAUAAGAUUAAAGAGCUGCAAGAUCUUGUUGAGUCCUUAAAGAAGCAGCUGCAGGCUGAAAGGCUGAGGGCUGACACCCUCCAGAGAGAACAGACCGAAUUAAGGCAAGAACGCCCCCCUGGAGGGCAAGAGACAGCCAGCAGAGACCUGAAGCAGGUUUGGAAUCUGGAGGUGAAGGGACUUUCUCUGGGGCAGGAGGCGAAGGCCCUGCAAAUGAAAAAUAUCAAGAUUGAAGAGCUGGAGGAGCUUAUUGCUAAAGAACAGCAUCUGCAAAAGAAUAAAGUGUUGACUCGCUACCUCAAGACAAGCCUGGAUGAGGCCAAACAGGAGCGUGAUGAGAUUGCCCAGAGGUUGAAUAGAAAGGAUCAGGAGCACUUGAGGAGGAAGACCAACACCGAAGGGCAGACAGAGAACCUGGAUCUGGACGGCAAGCUAGCCUCAAGCAGAGCAUGCCAGUAUAACAAGAUUAAAGAGCUGCAACAUCUUGUUGAAAAUAAAGACAACCAGCUGCAGGCUGAAAGGCUGAGGGCUGACACCCUCCAGAAGGAACUGGAGGACUUUAGGCUGGAGGUUCAAGAGAAAGCCAGCAGAGACAUGAAGCAGGUUCAGAAUCUGGAGGAGGAGAAACGGUCCCUGGAUUCCAGUAUUGCAUCUCAAGACAUCAAGCUGCAAAAUAAGAUGCUGUUGUCUCGCAACCUCCAGACAAGCCUGGACGAGGCCAAACAGGAGCGGGAUGAGAUGGCAGAGAGGUUGAGGAGAAAGGAAAUGGUAGACUUGAGGAGGGAGACUGACACCAAUGUGCAGCUGGAGGACUUAAAGAACCAGCUGCAGGCUGAAAGACUGAGGUCUGACACCCUCCAGAAGGAACAGGAGGACUUUAGGUGGGAGGUUCAACAGAAAGCCAGCAGAGAACUGAAGCAGGUUCAGAAUCUGGAGGAGGAGAAACGUUCCCUGGAGCAGCCCCGGCAAAUAAGAAAUGACAACAGGAUUCAAAAGCUCGAGGAGCUUAUUACAUCUCAGGUCACCCAGCAGCAAGAUCACAUGAAGGCCAGGCAGGCUCUUCAGGAGGAGGUAAAGGACCUGCAAGAAGAGGUCUCAACCAGAGCAAUACAGCAAACCAACAGGAUUAAAGAGCUUCAAGAUCUUAUUGAAUCCUCAAAGAACCAGCUGCAGACUGAAAGGCUGGAAGUUCAGGACAGACUCAUUGAGAUGGAGAACGUGUCUAUGUGGAGGAGGUUUAAAAAGGCCAUGACUCCUCACAGUCGCCGCCAAUACAAACAUCUGAGAAUGCAGUGGCAGGACCAGGAGGAAAACCACAGCUCAUCUGUUCCCCCAAGCCCCCCCAACAUGCCCAGACCGUAACGGGCCAUCAGGUAGACACAGAGUAACAUGUUCCUCUGUGUCUGCACGGGUUUACUCCGGGUUCUCCGGUUUCUUCCCAUCAUAAUCAACUUUGAAAAAAAACCUUUAGAAUAGUAAAAAAUGCAUCAAGCCUAAAAAAUGUCAAUAAAAAAAAACAAAAACUUUAACAUUAAA
Notolabrus celidotus (New Zealand spotty) is the source of this 3814-nucleotide messenger RNA. Its product is annotated as cingulin-like protein 1. The transcript has 2 exons. The coding region runs from base 332 to 3640 and encodes 1102 amino acids. NCBI's taxonomy places the organism in Eukaryota, Metazoa, Chordata, Actinopteri, Labriformes, Labridae. The record is from RefSeq and is a predicted model, not a curated record.